This is a messenger RNA of Helicoverpa zea (corn earworm), 1116 nucleotides long. It is a transcript of the gene CPR54, whose product is annotated as DNA translocase FtsK-like. Gene Ontology annotation, molecular function: structural constituent of chitin-based larval cuticle. The transcript has 6 exons. Bases 1 to 1005 code for a protein of 334 amino acids. NCBI's taxonomy places the organism in Eukaryota, Metazoa, Arthropoda, Insecta, Lepidoptera, Noctuidae. Gene Ontology annotation, cellular component: chitin-based extracellular matrix. The record is from RefSeq and is a predicted model, not a curated record.
AUGGUCACAAAAGGCCUACAAGCGGUGCUAGCUCUGGUGGCGUGUGCGCACGCGCAGUACCAAGACGAGCGCGCGCCGCGGUACAUCGCGUCCGAGCCUAAGGCGCCGGCUUCGACUCCCGUGCCUAUCCUCAAGCAGAUUAACAGGCAUAACGAGGAUGGUUCAUACACGUACGGAUACGAAGCCGCCGACGGAUCGUUCAAGAUCGAGACCAAGUCGCCUGCUGGAGAGGUCAAGGGCAAAUACGGAUACAAAGAUGAUACUGGCAAGGUCCGUGUGAUAGAGUACGGAGCCAACAAGUAUGGUUUCCAGCCAGCAGGUGAGGGCAUCACGGUGGCGCCGCCCACGCUGGUGGACGAGACCAGACGGGACGAAGAACAGAGGCCUGGCAAGCAGUCACAGUCACGCCGCAACCAAUACCAGCCAGCUCCCGCUCAAUCCAUAGACUACGACUACAACGACGAGCCCGCCCCACCUCCGCCACCCCGCCCCGCCCCUCGCCCCGCACCCCGUCCCGCCCCACAGCCCCAGUACAGACCCCAGCCGGCCCCACAGCCCCAGUAUAGGCCCCAGCCUUCCCCGCAAUACCGUGCGCCGGUACAGCAUAGUCAACAGCAGUUUGGAGUGCCCGCUCCUACUCAAGCGCCGUACAGGCCUGCUCCUCAAAGUCAGGGGCCUACUCCUCCUAAGCCCGCAUUCUUCGCCGGUGCCGCCCCAGUGCCCGCAGAAGACAACUUCUUCAACCCCGAACCGCCCCAGAGGAGACAAUACCAAAGCCCGAAGCAGGACUUCAGGCCCGUGCCCCAAUUCCAGGACUACAACCAGGAUAACUCUGGACCAUCUUUCAAUAGGCAGCAGGACUUCUCAGGCCCUAGUUUCUCUGCCCCUAGGCCAGCUCAAAAGCAUGCUCAACCCUACUCCAUGCUCGAUGAACUCUUGAAGGAAUACGCCCUACCGAAGAAUGGAGCUCCAGCCCUACACGACAUCGUUUUCGGAUCCUACUAGGUUAAGAAAUCUCAGUGCCCUCUUGUAAAUAUGUAGAAUAUUUUUUUAUUAAUUAAAAAAAAACGAACGUGUUUUGUUUUUUAUCGAACUCGUUUUUGGUAAAUAACAGUA